Messenger RNA from Triplophysa dalaica, 7375 nucleotides. Its product is annotated as zinc finger protein 239-like. The record is from RefSeq and is a predicted model, not a curated record. Gene Ontology annotation, cellular component: nucleus. The coding region runs from base 4187 to 5038 and encodes 283 amino acids. NCBI's taxonomy places the organism in Eukaryota, Metazoa, Chordata, Actinopteri, Cypriniformes, Nemacheilidae. The transcript is spliced from 2 exons.
AACAUAUGCAUGUUAUUUUUUUCAAUAAGACAAUAAAAAAUGUGGAAUUAAAGGUCAAAAUGCAGUGCCCUACAACUCAAAGCAGAAUGGGUGAUCAAUUUUUUGCCAUGUCAACGUGAUCUGAAAUGUGGUUCUAAAAAACGUGUAUUUAGCAACGUAUUUACACCAUCUAAACUCAUAAUACUGACAUAUUGACACAUUUAACGUUAAUUAUUUACAUAUGAACAACUUUAGAAAUGGAUGCGUAAUAUCGUAAUCAUUAACGUUUAUUUUAUUAUAUUUGUCACAUAAAUGACAUUAUAUGUUUUCAUUGCAUUUAUUAAGGUUUACUUAUAAUCAAAUUAUUUUGGUUGUGUGAUUUCUGCGGCCAACUCGUUUAGAAGAAUCAAAACUUUAAACUUUAAAAUGAUCAACAUUCUGCAAUCGAUUAAACAUUACUUAUCAUGUUAAAUUGCUGUGGGACACAAAGGCAUUUUUUCCAACAUUCUGUGACUUACGGUAGAUCAAUGAAAUACACCAAAAACUCAAAAUAAUCACCAAAUGAAUCUCAUCUAAAAAAUGUAAAACAUAAAUUGUACAAUAAAAAAUAUAUUAAUUCAAUUCAGCAUUUCUUAGUGUGUGCGUGUGAGAGAUAAUAGUCAGUGUUGUUUAUUGUAGGUGUUGGUAGCAGGUUUUGAGGCCUUCAGCACAGGGGUUGACGGCUCACAUUUGAAACCCUGAGGUUCCAGGCCAGCCAUUUUCACUGUCAUGAUGGUUGACAGAGUUCCUUCUAGUGCCAAGAUGUUCCUGGUUUUAUUUAGUCAAAAGAGGAUUUGUACGUCAUGUAAAAGCAGCCACCUGGAAAGACCAAUAACCAAAAUAUGUCUUUUACAACUCAGCAACUCAGUUAAAUAAUUCAAUAACUUCUAAAGGACUUUGUUAGAAAAAGGCCCUCAGGUAUGUAUUGUUUGAAAUUACCGAAGUCUUGAUCUUAUAUCAAAUUUUUUAUAUCAAAAUUGAUCUCGAUAUCAAAUUCUACAUGUUCCCAAGCGUAUUUAAACCACGAGCUUUGGUUUUGUAAGGAAAUUUACAUUUGAUUUUAAGAUAUCAGCAUAAUGAAGAAGGUGAAAAUUGUGAACUAUCAGUCUGAAUAAUGACAGCUGUUAACACUGAUGUGUCUGUUAUACUGAAACAAAAGAAAACACUCAUGAUCAUCAUCAUAAGACUGAUUGAUCUAUUAACACUAAUGGAUGUGUUUUUACUGUUAGUCUAAUGUCACUAAUGAAACAAACCUUUCAGGACAAACAUCAAAACCCUGAUUUUGAUUCUUGGUAAAUAUUAACAAAAUAUAUAUUUUACCAUUUUUAUCUUUUCGUUGUUUUAUCUUCCUCACCAUGCUCCUUUGUGUGUUCAUAUGUGUAAAACUGACUAUUAUUUCUUGUUCUUUGAAAAUUAGAAGAUUGAGAAGAUAUUAGACAAGAGAUUUCUAUGGAUAAUUAAAAUGGAAAUUUGCCACAGUAAGAUGAUUUCUUAUGAAGUGGGAAUAUCUGGAAGAUUCAGUGUAAAAUUUGAUGAUAAAAUAUUUAAACAUAAACAACAAUAUGAACACAUUAAGGUCGUCCCUUUAGGAAAAUGAUCUAUGAUUUUAAUACAAAUAUUAUUCUUAGACUAUUGUAAAAAUCAUAUUUGUUUUUUAGGGUUUGCUUGAAGUUCAAAAGUUAUUCAGAGUAUAUUAUGAUUUUUGUGCAUUAAAGUGUCUGAUAAACUGUUUUUCCUUUACAGGCACGUAUAACCAAAAUGGCGUCAGCCACUGAGAACAAUGCGAUACACCAUGCGGUCCGGCCGAGUCAAAAAAUCAGUUUUAGAUUUCCCGAUUAAUACCUGAUGAUCCAAAAAUCUUGAUAUGAUAAUCAGAGUCACUUAGUAUAUAUGGAGUUUGCAUUAUAUCUUUCAUUUUAACACCCUCACAUUAGAACAUGUCUCUCGGUCACUCUGCGUCUGUUUUUCUAACUGUGCAGCGCUAUCAGUAAACAAGAAGGGCGGAGCCUAAAAUGCACUGCUCCGACUGCUUGUUGCUCAUUUCUUAAACAAAUUUCAGAACAACAUUUAUUUAUGAAAAAUUUACGACAUAUAGAUGGGCAUAAUAUUUUAGUGGAGCAAUCUUAUAAACAAUAUGAACAUUUAUUUAACAAGGGUUACAGAAAGCAUUACAAAAAUGUUGUAAAUGCUUGGAAUACUCAUGGAAUUGGCCAAUGUCACUCCAGUACAGUAUUUUUGACGGAUAUGCACCAGAAACGUAAUUUGCUGCCCGCCAUUAUAAAAGAAAAGAAGAUCAUCAAUAUGAGGGAGAAAGGCCUAUCGCAUUCAUACUACACCCAUUCACGGAAAACAGUACAAACCCAUUUAGCCCGUUGAGGACAUACCUUCUCAAAUUGAGUACCUAUUUAUUCAGGGGUAUGCGAUUUCGGACAACGACACAGAUAAAUCAAUACUUAAAUUUGUCUGCCUAAAGAUUCACACCCCCCACAUUCAGUCGAUCUAUGUAGUCUGAAAAUAAUGAGAAUUAAAAUGAGAAAUGAACACUCUAAUGAACACUAGUAUAUCACCUUUGUCAAUAGUUUUUUAGAGAUGUUAAAUAAUGGUGAUUUGAGUUACUGACAAUGUCUCUCUAACAUCUCCAGUUCACACAAACAGUGAUUGACACCUUCAGUGAAGCUCCUCCUACAUCAAUCCACCAAUAAAUACCAGAAACCAACAAGCAGAAGAAUCACUUCAGGUGUAAGAACUGAAAUCUUCACACUGUUGUUAGUGUUACUGGAAGAGAAGCUUGAGAACACGAGAGAUCCAGAACUACACAGAACACAAACUGAGGGACUGAAGAACACAGAGUUCCUCAGGAACAGGUGUGGCUACAACAGUGCGGUUGCGAAGCAACGCAGAUGCAGCAAAGAACACAAUGAAAAGUAAGCUUAAAGACUGUGGUGUUUAUCUAUUAACAUUAACAUGUAUCUAUUUUUAUACAUAAACAUUUGUGUUUAAGUGUGGAUCAAAUAUGUUUGGAAGCAUGCUUAAAUGUGUUUAUUAAGAUUAAUCUGGAUAUCGCCAUUAAUUGUGCAUUCGUUGAAAGACAGCGUUGAAAGACUUUGAUUUUCUCAAAGUCUGCCACCGUUAACGCGGGAUGGUGGGAUGAUUUGUCAAAUCCUUCUCGGCGAAGUUAUUUCACUACUCCAACGAAAACGUUGUUGCUUGUGAUAAACUCAGGAUCUUUUAUCAGACACCAGGACCGGCUGAUCGGUGGAUCAUUUAUGUGCCAGUUAAUCCCUGCACGUAGGCCAACAUAGCUGCUAAAGCUGUAAGGUUCACCCUUUCCGUUUUUCACAGCGGCAUAAAACUGAAGAGCUUGGUUUAGGUCAGUUUUGUUUAUUGUUUUAAAGUCAAUAAACAUACAUUUUUCGGCAGACCAGGACCGAAAACAGCGAACAGACCACAUGGUCUGUUUAUGAGUAUUCACCUCAUUUCUAGACUUUUCGAUGUCUUCAAUUUCGCUUUCAUUAAUUUCUCCGUGUCGUCUUUGUUGUUGGUCUAAUUUGUCUGUCAUGUCAUACAAAAUCGGACAUUUUGACAAUUAUUUCGCUGUACGUAGCAAGAGUGGCGCAGUGAUUAUAGGUAAUGCGGUCAGCCGUUAUAUAUCGGGGUAUUUUAUAACGGCUUAGAUCUCCGCUCAACCAAUCAGAAUCAAGGACCAGAACUGACCGUGUUAUAAUAAUAUACAUUUGUUCUCUGGCUUGCACAUACAAUAAUUUAAUACUUUACUGCUUUUUCCACUGAAAAUCAAAUUACUGUACUGUCUGAGGGCAUUUUAUGUUGUAAAUUAAACAGAGUAAUUAUCAUCUUCUAAGGUUCUAAGGUCAUCAUAUAUGGCAAACACUUUUAUCCAAAGCAAUACUCUGUGAACUAAAUGACUAUGUUCCUUGAAAAUGAAACUAUGAUCUUGUCCAGGGGUGGACUGAUCAGUAGGACAUUCUGUCAAAGUCCAGAACGGUUGUCCCAUCGACAGCCUGGGACAGAGUCAAUGGGCGGAAGUAUUAUAAAUGUGAAUCAAAUAAACGCGACAGGAUUAGCAAAUCGCACACGUAUGCAUACAACUUGUGGUGUUUUUUAGUACAAUUGAAAAUGAGUUUUACAGAUAGUUUUGUUAAUUUCAGAUAUGAUUGAAGUGAACAAGGACAGUCAAGAUGAAGUGAAAGAUGCUGAAGAAAAACAUUAUAAUCUGGAAGGAGCUCUCAGAAUAGGCGACAAAAAGCAGCACGCAUGUCUACAGUGUGGAAAGACUUUUAUACAUACUGGAAAACUUAAGACACACAUGAGAAUUCACACUGGAGAGAAACCUCACGCAUGUCUACAGUGUGGAAAGACUUUUACAAAUACGAGUGACCUUAAGAUUCACAUGAGAAUUCACACCGGAGAGAAACCUCACGCAUGUCUACAGUGUGGAAAGACUUUUACACAAACACAAAGCCUUAAGAUUCACAUGAGAAUUCACACUGGAGAGAAACCUCACGCAUGCCUACAGUGUGGAAAGAGUUUUACACAUUCAGGAAGCCUGACGAUACACAUGAGAAUUCACACUGGAGAGAGACCUCACGCAUGUCUACAGUGUGGAAAGACUUUUACACAAACAGGAAACCUUCAGUCACACAUGAGAACUCACACCGGAGAGAAACCUCACGCAUGUCUACAGUGUGGAAAGAGUUUUACAAAUACGAGUGACCUUAAGAUUCACAUGAGAAUUCACACCGGAGAGAAACCUCAUGCAUGUCUACAGUGUGGAAAGACUUUUACACAAACACAAAGCCUUAAGAUUCACAUCAGAAUUCACACCGGAGAGAAACCUCACGCAUGUCUACAGUGUGGAAAGACUUUUACACAUACAGGAAACCUUCGGUCACACAUGAGAACUCACACCGGAGAGAAACCUCACGCAUGUGAUCAGUGUGGAAAGACUUUUAACAAUAAAAGUCACCUUUAUAGACACAUGAGAACUCACAUGCAGAAAUAAAAAUGACUGCAGUGUCCCCCAUUUUUAAAAAACCUUGAUCAUCUAAAUAUGUACAAUAAAAGGCAAACCUCAAAUUGACCAUUCUUAAGUAAAAUAUUUGAAAAGUGGGGCUUCACAAUUGAGAUCUUACUUAAAUGCUAAUGGCCGCUUUAAUAUUUUCAGUCAUAAUUUUGCUCAUCACAUAGCACUAAAACUGCGCUUCUUCUUUACUAAAUCUGCAACUGCGCUGGUUUUACAGGGUGUACCUCAAGGAGCAGUUCUGGGUCCACUAAUGUUUAUCAUUUAUAUUUCUCCACAUCAUACGCAUGCUUGGACUUCAAUUCCAUUGCUUUGGUGAUGACAUUCAAAUCUACUUUACCACCAGCACUGAUAGCCUAUCCCUGCCUGACUCACUUAUUGCAUGCUUCAGGGAUAUCAAGCAUUUUGUAAUAAAAACUGAAAUAUUGAUGAUUGGCUCUACUACCUCUGUCAAAAGUAUGGACCUGUCCUUUGAAAUUGACAGGCUUCAUGUUCAACCUGCUUCAUCUGUCCGUAAUCUUGAUGUCUUUAUCUCUAUCUUUUGCCUUUCAUAUUUCUUCUGUCGUUAAGAACUGUUUUUCCAUCUUCCGAAUGUUGCACGUCUUCGAUCUUCUCUCACUCUAGCUGAUGCUGAAAUCUUAUUCAUGCAUUAAUCACAUCGUGUCUAGAUAAUUGCAAUGCUCUAUUUCUUGGUCUGCCUAGAUAAUCGUAGCAAGGUUAUAGUAUGUUCAAAACUCAGCAGCAAGAGUUCUCACCUCCACCAGGGGUUCUGCUCCCAUUACUCCUCUACUGCAUGAUCUUCACUGGCUACCUGUGGGAUCACAUAUUCACUUUAAGAUACUUCUAACAUUUAAGGCAUUAAAAGGUCUUGCGCCUCCAUAUCUGUCUGACCUGCUCUCCUCCUACUCUCCUGCUCGGUACCUCAGAUCAACUGAGCUUAGUCUUUUGUCCAUUCCUUUAUUUUUGUCCAGUCCAUUGCGGCACCGUUCACAGACCUGCUUGUCAGUCUGGCGGUUCAAAGCGACGGAGGUGGUGGAAAUAUGUGAAUACUUUUAAAAGUACAAGUAAUCUUCAGCAGCAAAUGAUAAUUCACUCUGGAGACCCUUCACAUGCAAUGGAUGUGGAAAGAGUUUGACAUGUAAAUUUAGGAUUCAGUCAUAGAUGAGAUCUCACGCAGAAAUUAAACCAUAGACAUGCCAUCAGUGUAGAAAGAGAUUUAGACAAGAAUCUAUUCUCAGAUAUCAGCAGGGUUUUCACUCUGAUCAGAGCUGCUCAAAGUUUAUUUCUGCAUCACAUCUAAAGAUGAAGCUUGUAAGCAUGCAAAUUUAAAGUCUUACUUGUGGACUGAUUUUGGCCUGUUUGAAAACUUGUGAGAAAAUGAAUGUUGGUUUAUUUUAACAAUUUGAUGAAAAUUCAUCUGUCACAUUGCUCAGUGUUUUCUCCUUUUAACUUCAGAGAAAACUCUUUAUACUCACUGGACACAGCCGGUUGUGGCGUUUACUUUUAUGUUUGUACGCUCUUGCAGAAUGACUGUUCUGACAAACAACAGGACAACUCGUAGUAAUCAAGACUAAAUCAACAAGCACCAAAAAAUUCACACUGAAAAAUUGUUUGUAGGGAAAACCUCACCCCUCAUGAAAAUGUACCAUAGUCUAACAUGUCUUGCAUUUCUGCAUGAUUUUACUAUAAAAAUGUUUAAUUAAUUGUCAGAAACAAUUUGAGUUAUUCUUGCUAUUACUUUCUCAUAAUCAAAAAUUGUUUUCUUCACCAAAAUCCUGGAAGUCACUACAGGUAGUCAGACAUUUCGGAAAUAACAUUCAAAUGUCCACAAAGGUUUGCUAUGUUCUUACGAUUUUCCAGAGGACAGAAGACACAUGUCAGACGUUUUAAGAACAAAAUAUAACACUAAUCUUAAUCUGCCAAAAAACAUGGUUAAAUCACAGUUCAUAAUCAUAAGAGAUUCCAGUGACAUUGAAACAAUGUAGAUUAUUAUGACAUGUAUUCCUUAUGCUGUGUGUGUAAACAAACAACUAUAAAUAAACUUUGGUUUUGACAAGUAGAAGAAUUUUAUAUUAUAAGAGUAUUUGAUGAAAAUAAUAGCUGUUGUUUAACUUGCUGGGACCCCAGGAAGAGUAGCCAACGCACUUGGUAGUGGCCAAUGGGGAUCCAAAUAAGCAAAAAUUGUGUUCUCUUGCUGCUUCAAAAUGUCACAUUCAAUUUAUUUAUGCGUUUCUUGAUGUUGUUAUUACUUUAAAUUGUACGUUUCCAAGUAUUUGCUUUCUGGUUAUUCAAUUAACGCACUCAGAUGAAAACGCCUUC